AUUUUUCUUCUUCUAUUCUUCUUUUUAUGCGGUUGCGAACAGUUGAACGUGAAUAUUUUCUUAUAAUUCAGUACAUUUUUACGCAGGCUGAAAUAUAUCUCUGUACAAAAUUGUGUUGAACACAAAGGAUUUUUAAAAUACGUUUGGGAAAUAUGUCGGAAACAACGGGCACAGUAUAUCCUCCAGUUUCUUGGGCUCAGCGUUAUGAUCUGCUUUACGUUAUUAUUGACGUUGAAUGUACCAACAUUGAAUACAAAGUGACGGAAAACACUUUCACUUUCAAAGGUGUAAACGCUUUAGACGCAACCAAAAAAUAUGAUGUCACCCUUAAUUUCUUAAAUCCUGUGGAUCCAGAAAAAGUGACGAGUAAGAACAUUGGGAGAUGUUUGGAAUUUACAAUUUACAAGAAAGAAAAAGGUCCCUACUGGCCUAGUCUGACAAACGAUAAAAUCAAAUUGCACUUUUUGAAAGCCAAUUUCGCCAAGUGGAAAAAUGAGUCUGAUGACGAGGAUGAGGAAGAACAACCAGCUCCUUUCAAUAACCUCUUCAAUUCCUCAUGGAAUGAUAAAUUCGGUGACAUGGACUUGGAAGACGACGAUUCUGAUGAUGAUAUUCCCAGCUUAUCCAAAAAUGACGAAGAUUCUUCAGAUGAAGAAAAGCAGAGUGCUGAGGGCGAGAAGGCAGCACCAGAGGCUGAGAAGAAAUAGUUUAAUAAAUUUGUUAAACAUUUGAGUAAACGUCGUGCAGAACAUAUAAAACUUUAAUAAGAGAUGAUCACAAAACGAAACUCCAAACUAUAAUUAAGAUUCCCUAUUAUAAAUAAACUACUUUUCCAAAAAAAAAAAACAUGGAAGAAAGGAAAACAAACAAAAAGAUUUCAAUUAUACUCAACAUCAUUUCGUAAUUAGUAUAAAAAUAAUGCUAAAGCAUAGUUAUUCCUUUGUUUGAGGUGAACUUUAACUAAGGUACGCGAUUACUAACAUAGAAUUUAUAAGUCGGAAGAAUGUACACCACACCGUACAGCUACAGUUAGUCAUUCAAUUCAUAUAAAACUAAAUUAGUACAUAAAUUCACACAAAGAAACGUUAAUUAUGAUUGUUUGUUUUUCCUGUAAAUAAAGGAAAUCGCAUGCGAUUUACUAACCAAUAAUUCAACAUUUUUACAUUGAAAAGAAUUACAUAUUUUAACUUUUAUACAUAAAUACGAGUAUAUUGGGCAAUGCUCGCGGUAUAGGUGAAGGAAGUUCGGAGCAAAAGAAAUUUAAAUAAAUAAACAAACACAUAAGAAGUAGCGGCAAUAAGAUUAUAAUUAACUAAAAACUAUUUAAAUAUUUAUUAUUUUAAACAGAAAUGAAAUCCUUUUCUGUUUCUAAAGAAAAGUACUAAAAUAUCCAAAGAAAAA
Molecule: messenger RNA, 1401 nt
Organism: Ceratitis capitata (Mediterranean fruit fly)
Lineage: Eukaryota; Metazoa; Arthropoda; Insecta; Diptera; Tephritidae
Gene: p23
Exons: 5
Coding region: 153-707 (184 amino acids)
Biological process (GO): chaperone-mediated protein complex assembly; protein folding
Cellular component (GO): cytosol; nucleus
Molecular function (GO): Hsp90 protein binding; protein-folding chaperone binding
Source: RefSeq, a predicted model, not a curated record